AGACUUCUUUGUGGUGGAGCAACUCAUCAUAGAGGAUCCCUACCAUGAGCAACAAGGAGGCUUCACUGAAAGGUUUGUUGCUGGCGGUCCUUCUGGUGUCCAACAUGCUCCUAACAAAGGAAGGAGUGACCUCCCUGCCCAUCUGUCCCAGUGGAUCCGUCAGUUGCCAAGUUUCCCUUGGGGAACUUUUUGACCGAGCAGUUAAACUUUCACACUACAUCCACUUCCUCUCUUCAGAAAUAUUCAAUGAGUUUGAUGAACGCUAUGCUCAGGGCCGGGGUUUUAUUACAAAAGCUGUUAAUGGCUGCCACACUUCUUCUUUAACCACUCCUGAAGAUAAGGAGCAAGCUCAGCAGAUCCAUCAUGAAGAGCUGCUGAAUGUAAUACUGGGAGUGCUGCGCUCCUGGAAUGAUCCCCUGAUCCACCUGGCUUCUGAAGUACAAAGAAUCAAAGAAGCUCCAGACACUAUCCUCUGGAAAGCUGUAGAGAUUGAAGAACAAAACAAGCGGCUUCUAGAAGGGAUGGAAAAAAUAGUUGGACGGGUUCAUACUGGUGAGAUUGGAAAUGAAGUUUAUUCUCAGUGGGAAGGCCUCCCAUCCCUGCAACUUGCUGAUGAGGACUCCAGACUCUUUGCCUUUUACAACCUGCUGCAUUGCCUCCGCCGAGAUUCCCACAAAAUCGACAACUAUCUCAAGCUCCUGAAGUGCCGCCUAAUCCACGACAGCAAUUGUUAAGGACCCCUGGGCCCAAUCACUGAAAUCAUUCAUCCUGACCUUUGUGGUGCUUUGCUGCUUUUAACUGGAAAUGUUAUGGAAAGCCACACUGUACAGCAUCAGGCUCAUCAGUAACUUUCAGGCGUGUUUGCAUGCAGCUAUUAACGGCAUUUAUC
Pogoniulus pusillus (Red-fronted tinkerbird) is the source of this 889-nucleotide messenger RNA. RefSeq names its product prolactin (gene PRL). NCBI's taxonomy places the organism in Eukaryota, Metazoa, Chordata, Aves, Piciformes, Lybiidae. Bases 45 to 734 code for a protein of 229 amino acids. The transcript is spliced from 5 exons. Gene Ontology annotation, molecular function: hormone activity. The record is from RefSeq and is a predicted model, not a curated record. Gene Ontology annotation, biological process: response to nutrient levels; positive regulation of cell population proliferation; positive regulation of receptor signaling pathway via JAK-STAT. Gene Ontology annotation, cellular component: extracellular region.